AUGGGAAUUCCAGGUAAUCAAGGCGCCUCAAUCGCGGACAUCAUCGCUAUCGGACCUGAGUCUGAGAGUGUGCAAGCAUGGCGUGAGCGAUGCGGAAUCAAGACUGAAUCGCAGAUUCGUCUGGUGAAGCUAUCUCAUAUGCGGUAUCAACAUCCCGAUCUAAAAGAAAUCACUACUUUUCUUCAAGAUUUUGGCAUGGUAAUCUCCAAGCAAACCGACGAUGAAAUCUGGUAUAGGGGUUAUGGAGUAGACCCUUACGUAUACUACGCCAAGAAAGGUCCAAAGCAAUUCCUUGGUGGCGCAUUUGAAGUCGAAUCAUACCAAGAUCUAGAGAAAGCAACGAAGAUAGAAACUGCUGGCAAGAUUGAAGAUCUUUCGGAUGCGCCCGGUGGAGGAUUCAUGGUUACCUUGACGGACCCCGAAGGCUUCGCGAUGAAUUUAGUCUUCGGACAAAGACCAGCGACUCCUGGCGAAUACCCAGAAAAACUUGAGCUUAACUAUGAGACUGAAAAGCCCCGGGUCCGCAGCUUCCUCCGCUUCCAGCCCGGACCGGCUGCUGUCCAUAAGCUUGGUCAUUAUGGCUUCUGUGCUACCAAUUUUGAAGCUCUCGUCGAAUUCUAUACUAAGAACUUCAACAUCGUUCCAACAGACUUCCUCUACGUUGAAAAGGAACAGACGAAGACAAACGUCGCACUAUUCGCCCAUAUUGACCGUGGCGAUGAGCACGUUGAUCAUCAUUCCCUGUUUAUGAGCUCUAACCCGACAAGUCAUGUUCACCACUGCUCUUUUGAAGUCCACGACUUUGACACUCAGAAACUCGGUCAUCAGUGGCUAGCUAAGAAAGAUUACAAGUCUGUUUGGGGCGUUGGUCGGCAUAUUCUCGGGUCGCAGAUUUUUGACUACUGGUGGGAUACAACAGGAAACAUGAUUGAGCAUUAUGCUGAUGGAGAUUUGGUGAAUGACCAAACUCCUAUUGGCUAUGGUCCUGCUGGUGAUGAGUCUUUGGCUGUUUGGGGGCCUGAAGUACCGUCUUGGUUCUUGCAGUAG
Molecule: messenger RNA, 1047 nt
Organism: Penicillium nucicola
Lineage: Eukaryota; Fungi; Ascomycota; Eurotiomycetes; Eurotiales; Aspergillaceae
Product: VOC family protein
Exons: 5
Coding region: 1-1047 (348 amino acids)
Biological process (GO): L-methylmalonyl-CoA metabolic process
Cellular component (GO): mitochondrion
Molecular function (GO): methylmalonyl-CoA epimerase activity
Source: RefSeq, a predicted model, not a curated record